This is a messenger RNA of Morchella importuna, 270 nucleotides long. RefSeq lists its product as uncharacterized. NCBI's taxonomy places the organism in Eukaryota, Fungi, Ascomycota, Pezizomycetes, Pezizales, Morchellaceae. The transcript is spliced from 5 exons. The coding region runs from base 1 to 270 and encodes 89 amino acids. The record is from RefSeq and is a predicted model, not a curated record.
AUGGUGAAUCAGCAUGACCGUACCGGUGCUCGGGUUGGCUCCGAUGGAAUAGUACCGAGUACCGAAGUGCUUCAAGAUUUGUUUAUGCUGGGUGAUGUAAUGAUCGCUGGAGGAACUGGCUACAGUAGAGUACCUACUCUAAUAUUUUUAAUUGGGAAAAAACUUCUCCAUGCAGCCGUAUAUCCGUUCCUUUCGGUAUUGAUAGGACGGCGGAGAUUAAUUCACAUUGCCUCCUGGCUCUGGAAUUGGAGGUUCAGGGUUUUGAUAUGA